Gryllus bimaculatus (two-spotted cricket) is the source of this 723-nucleotide messenger RNA. The record is from the annotation of a GenBank genome assembly. Lineage: Eukaryota; Metazoa; Arthropoda; Insecta; Orthoptera; Gryllidae.
AUGAGCACGGACAACCCCCCGCUCAAGUUCCUGCCCGAGGAGGAGAAGGAGGGCGCGCACGACUCGUCGUACGAGGACGAGACGGGAGGGCUGGAGGGCCUGCGCCAGCCGCCCGAGGACAGGGACACGCUGCCCAACACGGAGACGCUGCUGUUCCGCGACGGCCGGCGCCGCAUCGACAUGGUGCUGGUGUACGAGGAGGAGGACUUCGGCGUCAUGACGGAGAUGGAGAUGCUGCGCAGGGAGCGGCGCAAGAUGUUCCUGGAGAACCUGGAGGCGGAGGGGCUGGAGCUGGAGCUGGAGGACAAGUCGAUGUCGUAUGAUGGUAAGACGUUUUUCGUGAAGGUUCACGUGCCUUGGAAAGCUUUGACUCGAUACGCUGAAGUGAUGAACUUGAAGCUUCCUACAAAGGUGGGCGUGCGGAGGCUGCUCAACGACCGCACCUUCCUGGGCGCCUUCCCGCUGCACGAGGGCCGCUACGACGCGGACUCCAACAGCGGCUACGUCUUCGACCGGCGCCUAUUAUACUUGGAAUGGGGCCAGUUAUCAUGUUGGUACAAAAAGCAGCCACUUUGGCUUGUUAAGAAGUAUUUUGGAGACAAAAUCGGACUCUAUUUUGCUUGGCUGGGCUUUUACACCAAAAUGUUGAUUCCUGCUGCAAUAGUUGGUGUAUUAUGCUUUUUCUACGGCCUCUGCACUAUCGACACAGAUGCUAAUAUGCCA